AUUGCACAGGGGCGAGUGGGAGGAAAGGAAGGAUAGACGUCCACACACAAAAGCGCCCACCAGCACCCCUCCCCGGGACCUGGGUUGCUUUGGUCUAUUGGAGCAAGAGUCAGACUCUUGUCCUGUUGAAGCUUCUAGUCCUCAAGCUGACUUUGUGCUGUAAGAAAAAGGAGCCAGGGAGUCCUGUCUGAGGAGAACAUGUUGCAUGCGAAAGUGAAAAUAGAGAAGCCAGAUCUAGAGACGGCCAAUGCGCGGAACCGUCUCGAUACCGUGCUGCAAUGUCUGCUGGAGAAGAGCGAUGUCGAUCGGGAGCAGAUGGAAGAUGACUCCGGAAAGACAACAUCAGAUGCACUCAACAAGGACUCAUCACCUACAGCCCCAGGGAAGAGGCCCUCGGCCAGAUUCUCCCAUCACCGCCGAAAGAAGAGGAAGGAGACAGACGAUGGUCUUGCCGAGGGUGGACAGCAGAAGCAAAAUACGUACGUCAUCAAGCUGUUUGACCGGAGCGUGGACCUCGCACAGUUCUCUGAGAGCACCCCGUUGUACCCCAUCUGUCGGGCCUGGAUGCGCAACAGUCCCAUGGUGCGGGAGCAGGAGCGGUCUCCCAGCCCGACACUGCCCCCCCUGCCGGAGGACGAAGAGGGGGUUGAGGGAGUGAACGGGAAGGGUCAGGACGUCUACAAGCUGCCACCUGCGACCCCCUGCCAAACAAACGCCUCAGGGGAUCCUGUGAACCUGCGUAUCCCUUCCCCGCUGGAGCCCGAGGAAGACUCAAAGGGAGCUGUCGACAUGGCUCCCAACCCGGUGCCGUCCAUGUCCUCCCUCAUCUACAAGAACAUGGAACGGUGGAAGAAGAUUCGACAGAGGUGGAAAGAGGCCUCGCACAAGAACCAGCUGCGCUAUGCAGAGAGCAUGAAGAUCUUGAAGGAGAUGUUUGAGCGGCAGUGAAGGCGGGUGUGUUUGGUUCACACCUGAAUUCCCUUCAUCCUAUGAGCCCCGUGUUCUACCGGAAUCCCUCACUUUCUGGGUUAUUGGGUGUUGAGUAUCAAUAAA
Gekko japonicus is the source of this 1053-nucleotide messenger RNA. It is a transcript of the gene LIN37, whose product is annotated as lin-37 DREAM MuvB core complex component. Gene Ontology annotation, cellular component: Myb complex; transcription repressor complex. The transcript is spliced from 10 exons. NCBI's taxonomy places the organism in Eukaryota, Metazoa, Chordata, Lepidosauria, Squamata, Gekkonidae. The record is from RefSeq and is a predicted model, not a curated record. Gene Ontology annotation, biological process: negative regulation of transcription by RNA polymerase II. The coding region runs from base 199 to 948 and encodes 249 amino acids.